CACUUGGCUGUAGUUUCGUAGGAGCCGAGCAGGAUGCCUCCUCGUGAACGCCUACUGGGUGAAAACUUUCGCGAUCCCUUCCUCCCCCUGGCGGAGCGUCCUGUCACCAGUGGAAAAUGGCUGCUCGGAGCAGCUCCCUUAAAGCUCUCACAAAACUGAACUAAACUCCACUUUACUGACACCAAUUCAACCGGAAGUCUCACUCUGCGCUUUUUCCACACAAGACGACUGGAAUCGAGGAAUCUUCCACUCCAAGAAUGUCUCGCUGGGUUCCUUCUAAGAAGGAAAAGUAUGGAGUUGCAAUCUAUAACUACGACGCCCGGGGAGACGAGGAGCUGUCUCUGCAGAUCGGCGACACGGUGCACAUACUUGAGACGUAUGAAGGCUGGUACAGGGGUUACAGGCUGAGGAGAAAAUCAAAAAAGGGCAUAUUUCCUGCUUGCUAUAUACACGUGAAGGAUGCCACGGUGGAGGGCAGUGGGCAAAAGGAGACGGUCAUUCCCACUGAGCUGCCUCUGGUUCAGGAGGUCACCACAACACUGCGGGAGUGGGCUACAAUAUGGAGAGACUUGUAUGUGGGGGACAAGCGUGAGAUGUUCAACUCUGUCCGCGACAUGAUCUACGACCUAAUUGAAUGGCGGUCACAGAUCCUGUCCGGCACGCUCCCCCAGGACGAGCUGACUGAGCUGAAACAGAAGGUCACCUCCAAGAUAGACUACGGCAACAAAUACUUGGAUCUUGAUCUGGUGGUCAGAGACAAGGAUGGAAACAUACUGGACCCAGACCUGACCAGUACCGUCAGUUUAUUCAGGGCACACGAAGCAGCCUCCAAGCAGAUAGAGGACCGGAUCCAAGAGGAGAAGUCUCAGAAGCAGAAUAUUGAUCUGACAAGACAAGCUAAGUUUGCCUCCACACCGGCUUUUGCCCUCUUCGUGACUCUGAAGAAUGUGGUGUGUAAGAUCGGGGAGGAUGCCGAGGUGCUCAUGUCUCUCUAUGAUCCAGUGGAGUCAAAGUUUAUCAGUGAGAACUACCUGGUGAAAUGGUCCAGCUCGGGUUUGGUGAAAGACAUUGAACAGCUUCAUAAUCUGCGUGCGGUCUUCACGGAUUUGGGCAGUGAAGAUUUGAAGAGAGAGAAAAUCAGCUUUGUGUGUCAGAUUGUCAGAGUGGGACGCAUGGAGCUGAGAGACAACAACACGAAGAAGCUGACCUCAGGUCUGCGAAGACCAUUUGGAGUGGCAGUAAUGGAUGUCACCGACAUCAUCACGGGCAAAAUGGACGAUGAGGACAAGCAACACUUCAUCCCAUUUCAGCCGCUAGCGUUGGAUGAUGCCAUCCGCCACAAGCAGCUGAACAUCUCCCGUUUCUCACCCAGGGUGGCGGGGGAGAACGACUUCCUCCAGACAGUCAUCAACAAAGUUAUCACCGCCAAAGAAGUCAAUCACAAGGGCCAAGGCCUGUGGGUGACUCUGAAGCGGCUUCCCGGAGACAUCCAUCAGAUAAGGAAGGACUUCCCUCACCUGGUGGAUCGAUCGACAGCUGUGGCUCGAAAGAUGGGCUUUCCUGAGAUAAUUAUGCCAGGUGAUGUGCGAAACGACAUCUAUGUGACUCUGGUUCAGGGGGAUUUCGACAAGGGGAGUAAGACGACACCCAAAAAUGUCGAGGUGACCAUGUCUGUCUAUGACGAAGAAGGCAAGAAGCUGGAGAAUGUGAUUUUCCCUGGGGCUGGAGAUGAUGGCAUCAGCGAGUACAAGUCUGUCAUCUACUACCAAGUGAAGCAGCCACGCUGGUUUGAAACCAUAAAGGUCGCUAUUCCUAUUGAAGACGUGAACCGGAGCCAUCUGCGGUUCACCUUCCGCCACCGUUCAUCACAGGAUUCCAGAGAUAAGUCAGAGAAGGUAUUUGCUUUGUCGUUUGUUAAACUGAUGCGGUACGACGGGACCACUCUGAGGGAUGGUGAGCAUGAUCUCAUCAUGUACAAGGCGGAAGCCAAGAAGAUGGAUGACUCAUCAAUUUACAUGAACCUCUCCUCCACCAAGCUGGAGCUGGAGGAGAAGGGCUUGACUCUGAGUGGGAAAAGCACCCAGACCCUGAGCACCUGCACCAUCAGCAAGGACUCCUUCCAGAUCUCCACCCUGGUCUGUUCUACCAAGCUCACACAGAACGUUGACCUGCUUGGCCUGCUGAAGUGGCGCACCAACACCAGCUUGCUACAGCAGAACCUCUGUCAGCUGAUGAAGGUGGAUGGUGGAGAAGUGGUGAAGUUUCUGCAGGACACUUUGGAUGCUCUCUUCAACAUCAUGAUGGAAAACUCUGACAGUGACACUUUUGAUACGUUGGUGUUUGAUGCCUUGGUGUUCAUAAUUGGACUCAUCGCCGAUCGAAAGUUCCAGCACUUUAACCCUGUUCUUGAAACCUACAUCCGUAAACAUUUCAGCGCAACGCUGGCUUACACGAAGCUGACUAAAGUUUUAAAGAACUACGUGGACAAUGCAGAGAAGCUGACGGAACAGCUGCUGAAGGCCAUGAAGGCUCUGGAAUACAUCUUCAAGUUCAUCGUGCGCUCCAGAGUCCUCUUCAACCAGCUCUAUGAGAACAAAGGAGAGGCCGACUUCAUGGAGUCCUUGAGGAACCUUUUCACAUCCUUUAAUGACAUGAUGAGCAGUAAUUCAGAGAACACUGGCAUGGUGAAGGGUGCUGCACUGAAGUACAUCCCCACCAUUGUCAACGAUGUCAAGCUGGUUUUUGACCCAAAGGAACUCAGCAAACUAUUCACGGAGUUCAUCCUGAAAGUCCCUCAGGGUCGCCUGGUGAAACAGAAGCUAGACUGUCUGAUUGACAUCGUUCACAGUGAUCUCUUCACUCACCAUGAUUGCCGUGAGAUCCUGCUGCCGCUGAUGACGGACCAGCUGAAGUUCCACCUGGAGAAGCGGGAGGAGCCAAAGGCAUGCUGCCAGCUGCUCAGUGACAUCCUGGAGGUGCUUUACAGGAAGGAUGUGGGUCCCAGCCAGCGGCACGUGCAGAUCAUCAUGGAGCAGCUACUGAGGACGAUCAACCGGACGGUCAUUUCCAUGGGCAGAGACUCUCCUCACAUCGGCAGCUUCGUGGCCUGUAUGACGGCGAUACUGAGACAGAUGGAUGACUACCAUUACACUCAUCUGAUCAGCACCUUUGGCAAGAUAAGAAGUGAUGUGGUGGAUUUCCUAAUGGAAACAUUUAUCAUGUUCAAAGAUCUCAUUGGGAAAAACGUCUACCCCUCCGACUGGAUCAUAAUGAACAUGAUGCAAAAUAAAGUUUUCCUCCGGGCUAUCAGCCAGUACGCAUCAGUGCUGAACAAGAAAUUUCUGGAUCAAACCAACUUUGAGCUACAGCUGUGGAACAACUACUUUCACUUGGCCGUGGCCUUCCUCACCCAGGAGUCUCUGCAGCUGGAGACCUUCUCGAGUGACAAACGAGCGAAGCUCUUCCACAAGUACCAGGACAUGAGAAGACAAAUCGGCUUUGAAAUCAGGGAUAUGUGGUACAAUCUAGGCCCCCACAAGAUCAAAUUCAUCCCAGAGAUGGUAGGUCCCAUUCUGGAGAUGACACUAGUUCCUGAGAUUGAGCUACGAAGGGCCACCAUCCACAUCUUCUUUGACAUGAUGCAGUGCGAGUUUCAUUUCACGUGCAGCUUCCAACGGUUUGAGAACGAGAUCAUCACCAAGCUGGAUCACGAGGUGGAGGGGGGUCGCGGAGACGAGCAGUACAAAGUUCUCUUUCAGAAAAUAUUGCUGGAGCAAUGCAGGAAGCACAUGUACUUGGCCAAGACGGGCGAGAACUUUGUCACUCUGGUAGUGCGUCUGCUGGAGAGGCUGCUAGACUACAGGACCAUCAUGCACGAUGAGAACAAGGAAAAUCGCAUGAGCUGCACCGUCAACGUGCUCAACUUUUACAAGGAGAUUGACAGAGAGGAGAUGUACAUCAGGUACCUGUACAAGCUGUGUGACCUCCACAGAGAGUGUGACAACUACACUGAGGCUGCCUACACCCUGCUGCUACAUGCAAAACUGCUCAAGUGGUCAGAUGAGCAGUGUGCAGCCCACCCGACCCAACGAGACGGUUACCAGGCCGCUACUCAAGGACAGCUCAAGGACCAGCUCUACCAGGAGAUUAUUAAUUACUUCGAUAAGGGGAAGAUGUGGGAGGAAGCGAUCAUAUUGAGCAAGGAGCUGGCCGAACAGUACGAGAAUGAAAUGUUUGACUUUGAGCAGCUCAGUGCGUCCUUGAGGAAGCAGGCCCAGUUUUAUGAGAACAUUGUGAAGGUUAUCCGACCCAAACCAGACUACUUUGCUGUGGGAUAUUACGGAAUGGGAUUCCCCUCCUUCCUGCGUAAUAAAAUGUUCAUCUAUCGGGGGAAAGAGUAUGAGCGCAGAGAGGAUCUUGAAGCACGACUCCUCACUCAGUUCCCCAACGCGGAGAUGAUGAAGACGACGACACCGCCCAGCGAAGACACAAAGCACUCCUCUGGACAGUACAUCCAGGGAUUCAUUGUGAAACCUAUCCUCAACCUCCCCACCAAGUUCCAGAACAAGCCUGUUUCUGAACAAAUCAUCAGCUUCUACACAGUAAAUGAAGUCCAUAAAUUCCAGUAUUCCCGGCCAGUUAGGAAGGGAGAAAAGGAUCCUGACAACGAGUUUGCGAACAUGUGGAUUGAGCGGACCACGUACACAACCGCUUACAAGCUUCCCGGCAUCCUGCGCUGGUUUGAAGUCAAGUCAGUUUCCAUGGAGGAGAUCAGUCCGCUGGAAAACGCCAUGGAGACGAUGCAGCUGACCAACGAGAAGAUCAGCAGCAUGGUGCAAAGGCAUCUCAGCGAUCCCAACCUUCCCAUUAACCCCCUCUCUAUGCUGCUGAAUGGGAUAGUGGACCCAGCUGUUAUGGGAGGGUUUGCAAACUAUGAGAAGGCCUUCUUCAAUGACAAAUACAUGCAAGAGCACCCAGAGGACCUCGAGAAGAUAGAGAAGCUGAAGGACCUAAUUGCGUGGCAGAUCCCACAUCUCGCUGAAGGUGUUCGCAUCCAUGGUGAGAAGGUCACAGAGGCACUCAGGCCUUUCCACGACCGCUUGGAGGCCUGCUUCAAACAGCUACGGGAAAAGGUGGAGAAGCAGUAUGGAGUGAGGACUCUGCCAUCAGCACUAGAUCGGCGGGGAUCUCGUCCUCCCUCCAUCGUGCGCUCCUUCACCAUGCCCUCCUCCCAAAGGCCGCUGUCAGUCGCUUCAGUCACCUCAAUCUCCUCUGACAACUCCCCCUCCAGGCCAGGCUCCGAUGGUUUUAACCUAGAGCCUCUUCUACCAAAGAAACUGCACACCAAGUCUCAGGACAAGCUGGACCGGGACGAACCCGAAAAGGAACGCAAAGAGAAGAAGAAGGAGAAGAGGAACAGUAAGCACCAAGAGAUCUUUGACAAAGAGCUGAAGACGACAGAGAUCACCAUGCAGCCGGCUGAGGCCGUCAUUCUCUCAGAGACGAUCAGCCCCCUGCGGCCUCAGAGACCCAAGAGUCAGGUUCUCAACCAGACAGGGGUAGACCGUCGUCUCUCCGUGUCUCCUGGACCUUCUUCCACCAACUCGUCCACCUCCUCACUUGGGCCCCCACCCAUCGCACCAAGGAACAAAAGCUCCUUGAGCCUUCACACUGGUUCCAAUCUGGAGCUGAACGGGAUGGGCUGCUCUGACAAGGGCGAAGUCCCUCCUCCGCUGCCGGUAAAAGGCAGCACGUCGGAUUACGGCAACCUGCUUGAUCAUCAAGACUUGACGACUCCCUCAACACCUCCACCGCCCCCUCCACAUCAAAGACACAUUCCUCCUCCUCUUCCCAGCAAGACCCCUCCCCCGCCUCCACCCAAGACCACCAGGAAGCAGACCUCCAUCGAUUCAGGAAUUGUACAGUAAACAAAGACACUGACAGCAGGACCCAACAGCACGCUGACAACAAAACAAAAACAUCCAGAGUAAAUGUUCUCAGAAGAAAUGCGUUGUUUUCACCCACACAUUCCCCACUCCCCAUCCUGGCUUGACGAGAUGAAUACCUCACAGCAGCCCGCCUCCUCUUAUCAUUUAACUCCUUCCCUGUCUUCCCCCCACCCCUUUGAGUGGACAGCGAUGCCAUCUGCAUCACAGAGCAGAAUCCACCGACGACUUGUCGUUGAGAUUUUGUAGACCAAACUGUCGCUCAGCAGUUUUAUCAUGACAUUAGCUGGAGCUCAGACCAAUGAAACAUCACCCAUAUGUCCAUUGUUCCUAUUCCCACUAUGUACAGAGGUAUGUAUAUAUGAUUUUAUUGUGUUUCUGGUGUUUUGUAUGCGAUCUGAUGAUGACUGCUUUUGUAUUAACACACUUUUUAGAUUAAGUGGCAUUUAUAAGAAACAAAAAAGGGCUUCGAGAUUUGAACUGAGCAGGAUUUUUAGCUUAUUGGUAAAAAAAAAAGCAUCUGGAGUGUAAAUCCAACUAACUCCUGUUGCAUCAGUCAUUGUUCUUGAUUGCUGUAACUUUGGGUUUCCAACCAUAUUGUUUCCAGUUCACUACUGACAUGACGUCUGAAUAAACUUUCAAA
Nothobranchius furzeri (turquoise killifish) is the source of this 6588-nucleotide messenger RNA. RefSeq names its product dedicator of cytokinesis 1 (gene dock1). Gene Ontology annotation, biological process: myoblast fusion; small GTPase-mediated signal transduction; cell migration. The record is from RefSeq and is a predicted model, not a curated record. Lineage: Eukaryota; Metazoa; Chordata; Actinopteri; Cyprinodontiformes; Nothobranchiidae. Gene Ontology annotation, cellular component: plasma membrane; cytoplasm. Gene Ontology annotation, molecular function: guanyl-nucleotide exchange factor activity; small GTPase binding.